AUGGCAACUCAAUAUUUUGAGCAUAGACUUGAAACUGGAAAUUUUUCCGAACAACCUCAUUUUCAAUUGAUGGAAUGGCAUCCAUCAUUGAAUAUUCUUGCUGUAGCUUCGAUUAAUGUUGGAACAAAUAUAUUCUUCUAUGGUGAAGAUGGUGAACAUGAUGAAGCAGCUCGUGUACAACAUACGAGUAAUGCGUAUUGUAUUGCUUGGCAUCCAGUUAAAAAAACAUUAGCUAUUGGUUUUUCAGAUGGUGAAUUAAUGAUAUGGAAUGGAUCAAAUCGUCGAUUAGAAAGUGUUAUUGUGCAUAAGGCUUGUAUCUCAUCGUUAGUAUUUAAUACUGAUGGAACACAAUUUUUAUCAGCUGAUCAAGAAGGUCUAAUAAUCAUAUGGAAAGCUGAUUCUUUGACUCAAAUAUCUCAACAGAGCGUUAUUUUACAAGUUAGUGUUCCUGGUGAAGCUGUCACUUAUGUAUUAAGUAAAUCAUCACCUGCAGGUCGAUCUGAUCAAGAUUAUCGUGAAUUAGCUCGAGCAGCAGUUGAAGGUGAUCAAACUGCAUUAGAUUUAUUGGCUAUGAAAACAAGUCGACAACAGACUAGUGAUCCAACACUAUUUUUUAUUGGUACAGAUAAAGGAAAUGUUUAUAUAGUAACAGAUAGAUUACGAAAAGCUUGUUCAGUUGAUGAUGGAGUAGCACGUAUAUUACAUUCAUAUGAAUAUAAUAUUCUUAUUGUUAUCACUGUGACAAAUAUGAUGACACAAUAUAAUAUUCAAGAAGUACAAGCACAAUCAGAAGUUUUAAUUCCAACACAAUCUGGAAAAUUAUCUGGUCGACCAACAGAUUCCGAUUUUACUUUAAUUGGUUCAGGCUUAUUUGCGUAUGUAACAGGUGAACCAACAAUACGUAUGAUUGAUCUUGCUUCAUCGAAUAAUCUUCUACUGAGAUUAAAUCCAGCAAUGGGUUUUGCAAAUAAUGAAGCUUUGAUUUCUGUAUCCUACAGUGCAAUGAAAGGAAUUAUUGCUGCUGGUACCAAUCGAGGAAAUAUUGCAUUUUGGAUUUAUACACCAAAUCAUCGUAGUACAGAUAUGGAAAAACAUUGGAAUCUUCAACGAGUCAAAGCAGUUUCCGCUGGAGUCCCUAUUCGAACUUUGAAGUAUUGUCCUCAACGAAAUUCUCUUGCUGCUAAUUUAAAUACACAACUAUUCAUUUUGGCUAAUGAAAAUAUGUCAGCAGCUUAUCGAGAUAAUCUUGCUGUUGUUCAAUUAAGUCCAACUGUAAUUCAUGUCGCAUUUUUUCGAUAUAGUAUUGUUAAAGAAGAAGAAUUAGAUAUGCCAUUUAAAAAUUUAUGCGUUUCAAAAAAUUAUGUUGCUGUUUGGAAUAAAAAACAAAUUCGUGUUUAUGAACUUCUUUGUGAUGCAUCUAAAUCAGAUGAUGAAAAAGUUGUUCGAACUGAGAAAGGUUCUUUUUCUUGUUCACCAACAAAUGUAAUUCUUUUCGAUCAACUCUUAUUCGUACAUGAAAAUGGUCGUAUUAAUGUUACGUCAUUUCAAGGUACAUCUCGACAAUCAUUAACAUUUGCUCAAAAUGAAGGUGAAGUUAAUAGAAUGAAUUCAAAUGCAUCUUUCCUUGUUAUUGGUUCAACCAAAGGUUAUGUAAAAGUUUUCGAUAUAUCUCGUCGUGAAUUACGACCAAUUGGAAAAACAUUAAAUAUUAAUUCACACACACCAUCUGUUGAUUCAAUACGAGAAUUAGCAGUGAAUUGUAAUGGAACAAAAGUAACAGUUUUAACAUCACAAACAAAUCUUCAACCAAGUAGUCGACUUUAUAUAUGGGAUGUUGAAAAAGAUACAGUGGCUAUAUUUGAUUUUAGCCUAGAAAAAUUACCAGGUACAGAGUAUGGUCUUAUUCGGCUAAAAGAUAAUACUAAUAAAAAUGCACCACAAUAUCGUCGUUAUCCAUCGAAUGUUCAAUGGGAUCCAGAAGACUCUCGAUUGAUGGCAUUAGAAAUUUAUUUACAUCAACAAAAAUUUGAUUUAAGUGCAUCAUUAAAUACAGAUGAUUUACUUUUAACAAGUAGAGGUGUUGGUGAUGGUGAUUCAACUAUUGCAGCUAAUCAUACUGCUGUUACAGGAGAAGCAUCUAGAGCAAAUCAUGAAGAUUUGGCUGAAUCAUUUAUUGUAAGUAUGUUUUGUACACCAGACAAUCAAAUAGUUCCAAAAGAAGUUUUUCCACGUCAUACAUCUUAUCGUCAAUUAAUGGCUAUUAAAAUUCCAUUUUAUUUCUUUGUUACACGAGAUAAACAUUCAGAAUCAAAUGUACAUGCAAUUAAAUCAACUCAAACAUUACAAGGAACCAAAGCUGAACCAUUGGAUACAACUGAUGACAAUCUUUCAAACAAAAACUCUCGUAUUCGUAUUCAACUUCCUAAACUUGAUACACUCGAUGCAAGUGGUCUUAUUCCUCAUACAAAUAAUCAUGAUAAUCAGUCAAAUGGUUUUUUAACUGAUUCCGAGCUUGGCGAUAGUAUUGUCUAUUCAGAUUAUUUAACUGGUAAAACAAUGGGAGAUUUUGUUGGUGUUAAUGGUCUUGAGAAAAAUAUUGUUGAAGCAAUUAUGAAUUUUAGUUAUCAUUUAACAUUAGGAGAUCUUGAUGCUGCAUUUAAAGCAAUAAAAAUUAUAAAAAAAGAAAGUGUUUGGGAAAACUUAGCUCGUAUGUGUGUAUUAAAUCGACGUGCUGAUGUCGCCAAGAUUUGUCUUGGUAAAAUGGGUUUAUUUCGUGGUGCACGAGCUUUACGUGCUAUUGAUCAAGAUAAUGCAGAUAUGAAAGUAGCUAUUUUAGCUAUACAUUUAAAUAUGAAAGAAGAGGCAGAGAAAAUUUUACUUCAAUCAAAACAAUAUGAUCUUCUCAAUCAAUUAUAUCAAUCAACAAAUGAAUGGGGAAAAGCUAUGGAUAUAGCAACAAAUUUUGAUCGUAUUCAUUUACGUAAUACAUAUUAUAAUUAUGCAAAACAUCUUGAAGAAAAUAAUCAAACGGAAAAAGCUAUUGAAUAUUAUGAAAAAUCUGGAACACAAGCAACAGAAGUACGAAGAAUGUUCAUUGAACGAAAAGAUAUGGCAGGAUAUAAAGCAUAUACAGCAAACAAAAAUGAUCCAAAAUUAUUUCGUUGGUGGGGUCGUUAUUUUGAAAGUCGUGGUAAAAUUGAAGAUGCACUUGGAUGUUACCGAAAAGCAGAUGAUAAUUUAUCACUUUGUCGAUUACUUUGUGAACAAGAUCAACCUGAUAAAGCUAUGGAAUUAUGUUCAGAUACUGGUAAUAAAGCUGCUUGUUACCAUAUGGCACGUCAUUUUGAGAAGAAAGGUGAUUUUAAACAAGCUAUUGCUUAUUUUCAACAAGCAUCAGCUAUUAGUAAUGCGAUGCGACUUUGUCGGGAUAAUCGAUUGGAUGAAUAUAUGGCUAAUAUUGCUGUACAAGGUACACCAGAUGAUAUGCUUGAAGCAGCACGAUACUUUCAAACAUUACCUAUGCAAGAAGAUCGUGCAAUUUUACUCUAUCAUAAAGCUGGAUUAACUUCGAAAGCAAUUGACUUAGCAUUUAGACAUGAACGAUAUUCAGCAUUAGCACAGAUUGCUGAUAGUGUUGGUAAAACUGCUGAUCCAACUCAAAUUACUCGAAUGGCUGAUUAUUUUAUGCAAUUAAAACAAUUCGACAAAGCUGUUGAUUUACUUGCUGCUAUUGAUCGAGUUGAUGAAGCAGCUGACUUAGCUAUAAAAAAUGAAAUUCCAUUAUCAGAAGAAUUACUUGAACGAUUAAGUCCUGCUAAACCUACAAAUGAAGAAGAUAUGCCUAAAUAUCAAGCUAUAUGUGAGAAAUUAGGUGAUUUAGCUGCUAGUCAAGGAGCAUAUGCUGGUGCAGCAAAGAAAUAUCUUGAUGCUGGCAAUAAGACAAAAUCAAUACGUGCUUUAAUACAUUCAGGUGAUGUUGAACGUAUAACAAUAUUUGCAAAUGUUGCACGUAACCGUGAAGUUUAUUUACUUGCUGCUGAUUAUUUGAAAACAUUGGAUUGGAAAAAAUAUCCAGAUGCAUUACAAAAUAUAAUGAAUUUUUAUAAAAAAGCAAGAGCAUAUGAAAAACUUGCACAAUUUUAUGAUAUGUGUGCACAAAUUGAAAUUGAAGAAUAUCGAGAUUAUACAAAAGCUUUAGAGGCAUUAAUGGAAGCAUAUAAAAUAUUAAGAGAUAAUGGAGAAAAUACAUUUACAAAAGAUGAAACAUUGCAAGAACUUGAAUUGAAAUGUCGAAAUAUUAAACGAUUUCUUGAUGCUAAAGAUCGGUAUACUAGUGAUCCUGAAACAGGUGCUCGUGAAUUCGCUACUUUAUUAAGUGAUCCAAAAAUAUUGACGGGUGUUCAUCCAGGUGAUAUUUAUGGAAUAUUAAUUGAACAUUUUGGACGACGUGAAAAAUAUAAACAAGCUGGAAUGUUACUUGAUGAGUUACAAGAACAUAUUUCUGAACGUUAUUUUUCUCAUUAUAUUAAUCCAAAUAUACUAUCGGCUAUCUAUACUGCAACUGGACGUAAAGUGGGUCAAGCAGAUAGUAACACAUAUAAUAAUGAUGAUGACAAUGAUGGUGACAACCAAAAUGAUCGUCGACGACAACAACAACAACAAGGACAAUUAGGAAAAAAUCAUGCAUAUGCAGAAGAAAUUGAUGACAAUCUCGAUUAUGGAUCUGUCGAUGAUUAA
Molecule: messenger RNA, 4737 nt
Organism: Adineta steineri
Lineage: Eukaryota; Metazoa; Rotifera; Eurotatoria; Adinetida; Adinetidae
Source: the annotation of a GenBank genome assembly